Molecule: messenger RNA, 2010 nt
Organism: Hyla sarda
Lineage: Eukaryota; Metazoa; Chordata; Amphibia; Anura; Hylidae
Product: glutamate-rich protein 6B-like
Exons: 4
Coding region: 184-762 (192 amino acids)
Source: RefSeq, a predicted model, not a curated record
GCUGCCGAGACAGUCCUGCCUAUCUUACUGUUUCACAUGCCGUGAGAUCUCCAUAGACCACAAUGGGCCUAUUGGUUUCAAUGGGCAAAAAAUCACAGAGUUAAUGCUCUAGUGAUAGUUCCAUAUACCAUUAAAGAAGGGAGGGCUCAAUAUCGGCAAAUGUACAUUGAGUCAUUUAGGUAAAUGGACACCAGUAGAAUGGAUCGAUGGCAACAAGCCAGAAAAGUAAGACAAGACAGAUGCUGCCAUAGAGUACAGAUGGCUGUAUUAGAUCCAUGUGGUGGUUCUUACUUUGAUGAGAAUGGGAUCCAGAAGAAGCACUGGACUUGGUGGGAUUUUAGCCGGCACGUGCACGCUCCCCCUUUCCAACCAAUCACAUUAAUGAUCAAUUCCAAUGUUGAAGUUAAAAUCAUAAAACAGGAUCAAGUCUAUCUGUCAUUUUCAAAAGACAAAGAGAAAGUUACCUACAACGUUGGGGCUAAACUUUUGUGGAAAGAUCCCGAAAUAGCUUUCAAAAUGAAGUGGAGCACUGGUGAGACUGAGCUUUAUUGUUCUUCUAAAAAACUUGAAAUCUUCCGCCUUCUAAACAAAAUCCGCAAACUAGUGAAAAUCUCAGCUACGUCUAAAGACAGAGAAGUAAUGGUCCAAGAAUACAUUUCCCAGCUGCAGAAAUCUUUAAACUCCAUUAUUACACUCACCAACAGGCAGGAGAAUAUGUCCAAUGUUCUCAAAACAAAGGGAAUACAAGACUGUGUGAAGUAGAAGCCUUAUCCCCACGCCAAAUGCACCUUGUCCUCUGAAACUGAAAUGCAUGAAGGUGAAGAAAAUGAGACAACAAACAGCAGGAACAAGCCAAAAUAAAAUCCUUGCACCAUGAGACAUACAAUGGGAAGUAAUACCUAGUUAAAUCUACUGAUCAGUAGUGUUGCUCGCGAAUAUUCGCAAUUCGAAUAUUAUUCGCGAAUAUCGCGAAUAUAGCGCUGUAUAUUCGUAAUUACGAAUAUUCGUUUUUUUUUUUUUUUCUUCACAGUACACAUCACAGUGAUCACCCCUCUCUGCUUCCAGCUUGUGUGGUGUAAAGAAGGCUGUAAUACUACUGUGUGAGACAGGCGUGUGAAAAUUCGCAUAUGCGAAAAUUAGCAUAUGCUAAUUUUCGCAUACGCGUAUUUCCGCACACGCGAAAAUAAAACAAGAAUAUAACGAAUAUGCGAAUAUUCGCGAAUAUAUGACGAAUAUUCGUCCAUAUAUUCGCGAAUAUUCGCGAAUUCGAAUAUGGCCUAUGCCGCUCAACACUACUGAUCAGCAUAAAAUGAGUCCAUUGGGCCCUCAUAGUACAGCUUGAAACAGGGCUCAUUCCCCGGUGGCUGACCUUAGCUGCAAUAAGUUUAAGAAAGGGACAGUUUGUGUGGUGGUUUUAAGUCUUUAUGUUAUCUUUUGAGUCCAUUCCAUUCCUAUGUUUAUUGUCCUCUGGUCCUUACAUUUCAUUGUUCCCUGUGUGUUCAAUUCUCCUACUCACUGAAUCCCCUCCGAGUUGCUUUGCUCCAUAACAGGUGCUACCUGAACUACAAGUCAUUGGCUCCCCCCUUGACUGAUAGAUCUAUCCAUGUUUGGGUAUAGGAAGAGUUCUAUCGGUCAAGCUGGCAGGGCAGGGAGAAGCCACUGGGGGCCACCUGGAUGACUUGUGAUUUAGGUUCCCUUUAAAAUGUAUGCCUACUGUAUGAUAAAUGUAGAAGUUACUAUAAACCUACAUAGGUUAAAUCUAUAUAUUAUAACUGUAUAUUACUAUAAAUAUCACUGAAAUGACCUGGGAUCAAAUUUUAUCAAUGAUUAAUGUUGUUUUUAGUGUUUAUUAGUAAUGUUUUUUUGGGUAUUCAUUAUUUACUAACAUUUGUGUGGUAUGUUACCAUAGAUACAGUACAUGACUGUAUACAUGACUAUUGCUUUGUUAACCUGCACAAAUGGGUUAUCCAGGGUUUUAUUAACUUCUCACUAUUGUGCCUGUGAUGCCAA